ACCUUUACCAUCUGUUUCCAUUCUACCGGUUCCUUCAAUCCCCUCCUCCGGCGCUCUCCCCCAUCACUCCUCUGUCCCUCUCUCUGGUUAUCGGCGGCCACAGACACCGACCCCGUCCACCGCACGGCCUCGGCCCAGCUGCCCCGGUCCCCGGAUCCGCUCGUUCACUGACGACCCUGUUCACCGGAUCCAGUUGUUCACAGCCGCGGCACGCCCCUCCUUUUUUCGUAGCAGCCCCGGCAGCCAACCCCGCCCUCCGUGUCGCCGGCGCCGGCUAGAUGUCUUCGUCGGCGGCGUACCCUGACGCGGACGAGAAUCUGGAGGCCAUCAUCACCCGCGUCGAGCAGAAGUCCCGAAAGAUCGAGACCCUCCUCAAGCAGUCGAAGCCGGUGGAGGCCCUGAAGACGGCGCUGGAGGGGUCGCCCCUCAAGACCCGCGACGAGCGAUGCAAGUCUGCGAACUGGAUCGUGGUGCACCGCGCGAUGAUGGCGAUCAGGGACGUCGACGGCAUGUUCAACUCCCUGGAUCCCGAGUACUACGACAUCCUCAUGAAGUACCUUUAUAGAGGUUUAUCUACAGGGGAUAGGCCAACAUGUGACCAGUGCCUCAAAAUUCAUGAAAAGCUGACUGAGAAGGCAGGCCUAGGCUGUAUAUUGCGGUCCCUUGCUGAUACUGUAAACACUGUAUGAGCUUUGUCUGCUGCUGAGGGUGGAUAUAACAAACUUCUCUUCCUGCUCUUUACUGUGAUAAAUCAUAUCAGUAAAACUAGCUAUAAUAGUUAACUAGAUGUUUUACGCUGUCGUUCCUUGCCAUUAGGCAAUUUCAGUUAGAGCAUCAUUGUACCUUACUAGACUAAAUGUGUAUUAUGUUGGUUUUCAAGUUUCUGUACUACACUGUUAGUUUUGAUUUUUUUUUGGCUAAGUGAUUUAUGUACCAUCAGAGCUGAAUAAAUGUCUUCUUGACACCAACUAUUACACUUCCAACUAGGUUAUGUUCUUGA
Molecule: messenger RNA, 1000 nt
Organism: Sorghum bicolor (sorghum)
Lineage: Eukaryota; Viridiplantae; Streptophyta; Magnoliopsida; Poales; Poaceae
Product: actin-related protein 2/3 complex subunit 5A
Exons: 4
Coding region: 279-689 (136 amino acids)
Biological process (GO): regulation of actin filament polymerization; Arp2/3 complex-mediated actin nucleation
Cellular component (GO): actin cytoskeleton; cytoplasm; Arp2/3 protein complex
Molecular function (GO): actin filament binding
Source: RefSeq, a predicted model, not a curated record